GAUCUCCGUUGCGAAGAUAUUUUGUUCCUUAGUUAUAUUCAAGAUCACGUCACUUGAACGUGUGCAACCUUUGAGCAGGAACUAAACUCGAGUGAUUUGGGUGAAUGUGACACACGGAUCUACACGUGCGACACAUCCAGAAACCACUGCAAUUUCAGCCAGUAUUUUUCUUUUAAAUAAAGCACAGCGUUUUUAAAACACUAGAAGAUGGCGGCGACGUGGUUUUUAAAACUGCCCAAACCCCAGCAAUUACUGUGUAAGAAUACUUUGGGGCUGUUCAUCUUUAAAAGAGGUCUUGCAGACAAAAGCUGGUUCCAGUCUUUGUUUGUGCAUAAAGUUGAUCCCAGGAAAGAUGCCCACUCCAACCUGCUGUCAAAAAAAGAGACCAGCAACCUGUACAAAAUACAGUUUCACAAUGUGAAACCAGAGUACCUAGACGCCUAUAACAACUUAUCAGCUGAGGUUCAGAACCGACUGCACUGUGACAAGGACUAUCCUUGUGAGAUAGUGGGAAGCUGGAACACUUGGUAUGGGGAACAAGACCAAGCUGUGCACCUCUGGCGAUACUCUGGGGGUUAUCCAGCCUUGACUGAAUGUUUAAACAAGUUGUGGCAGGAUAAGGAGUACUUGGAGUUCCGGAAGGAGAGGAGUAAAAUGCUGAUCUCGCGCAGAAACCAGCUGCUUCUGGAGUUCAGCUUCUGGAAUGAGCCGCUCUCCAGGGCAGGCCCCAAUAUCUAUGAGCUGCGUACCUACAAACUGAAGCCUGGAACAAUGAUUGAGUGGGGAAAUCACUGGGCUCGAGCCAUUCAGAAACGUCAAGAAAACCAAGAAGCUGUGGGUGGAUUCUUCACGCAGAUCGGAGAUCUGUAUGUGGUCCAUCAUCUGUGGGCUUACAAAGACUUGCAGUCUCGAGAAGAGACGAGAAAUGCUGCGUGGCAGAAACCAGGCUGGGAUGAAAAUGUGUAUUACACAGUGCCACUGAUUCGAAGCAUGGAAUCCAGAAUCAUGAUUCCUUUGAAGAACUCCCCUCUUCAGUGAAGGUGGAAAGCAACAUCUCCCUCAUUUACCACAUUCCACAUCGUGAAUUUCAGCAAGACAGAAUCCUUCAACUACACUGUAAAAAUCUGAUUGUACUCAAAUCACUUCAGGAAAUAUCAGAAGUACUUUUAACACUUAGUUUCUCUGUUUUAACUCAGUUUAUAAGCUGCUGUGAAACACCUUCAGUUACAUUUCAGAUAUUUUUAUCGUGGUUUACAGUUCAAGAACUGCCCAGUGAACUGGUAAUUCCUCUGGCAAUGUACCUCCUGUGCUAGCCUGUGGUUUAGAAUAGCUUUAUUAAAGCUUUCAUUAUCGAACAGCAUGCUCAGUGUUUAGACUAGUGACAGCUACACAAGUUUACUUUUAUUAUGGAAACAAAUAUUUCCUGUCAUGUUCCUCAGGCUUAAAAUCCCAAACUGGAGAGUUUCCAGUUUAAUAUUAAUCCAGCAAAACUACUGUAAGUAAAAAUGGUUAUUUCAUGUUUGUGGUACCUCAGAAUAGAAACCAUUUUUCCAUGUUUUUUUGUUAUUCAAAUCAUAACUGAUUACAAGCGUUUUGUAGAACACGGUACUGUACAGAAAAUGCAUAAUACAGAGCAAAGUCUGAUAAAAGCCUGAUCCUUUCUCUAAGAAACAGUACUUUCAAAGACAUUUUGAAUUCUUUCCUCUUUAAAUUAUUAGUUGAUUUUUUUGAGAAUCAAAAUUGUCAGCCUACCGAACGGUCAAAUGAACUUACAUGAAUUUUGUUGCAGUAUAUAUAAAUAUACAAAUUCAUAUAAAAAGUACAUGUCCUGACUUUUUUCAUUUGGAAUCUGGCAACAUUACAGGUAUACCAUUCAAAACAUUUGAAUAUAAAAACCAUGAGAGGUUAUUUAAGACCUUAGUGUUCCUCUGAGGAUCUUGGCCAUUGUUGGUUAGCAUUCCAAGGAGCUGCCUUUAUCAAUAUUUGAAUUAAUCCGAUAGAAUAUUAGAGGUAACAUGUUUAUCACACGACACACGGUGGGGAAGCAUUGUGAAUAUACUGUAUAUGGGGAAUGUGAAACAUCUUGGGCUCUGUGCAUUACUGGUUCCAUACAGACUGAGUUCUGUCACUUGCUCACAUUAGUCUAUCAUUGUUUGCCUCUCACUAAUUUAUUUUUAUUUCAGGCCCCUAAAUGAACACAAGAUUACAUUCUCUCUUUGCACUGUGAACUGGGGCAGGAAUGUUACUCCACAUUGACUUUGUUUUUUUCCCCCACUUCUUUGGCUUUUGUCGGGCCAAAUGGCCUCUUGUUUUUUUGUAAGCUUUCUUGUAUUCUUGUGUCUUCCGUUUACACACAUUAAUUUUAAAUUCCAUAUAUAUAUAUAAUAGUAAUUUCACUUGAAUGCCACUCCUUGAAAAAAGGAGCCAUCACUCUGGCUAAAGUAGGUUAUACAUUGAUAAUUUAUCCUUAAUUUUUGUGAGAACAAUUUUAUUUGUGUGAUGUCUACUUGCAUUCUUUUACCUCAACAGAGAUUUGAAAACAUAGGUCAUUUUGAAGCUGUAUGCGGUCUCCCCUAACCCAAAGCUUAAGCCUGAUAUUCACUUAAAUUCAAAGCAACUGCAGAAACUAUGCCACUCCCAUACAACAGAAUUAUGAUUACCAAAAGUUAUUUUUAUUUUUCAUUGGUGGCUGUUACAUGAUUUUGCAAAUACUUUUAUGAUGAGACAACAUAACAUUUGCUACAAAUUCCCUUUCAAAUGUAAAUUUAAACCAUCCUUUCUGUAAAACUCAAAAUAUAAGCCAUUUGCCUGCUAAGUAGUGCUGCUUUUGUGAAAAACAAAAUCGAUAUGUUCUGUCUAUGUAAUGUGUAAUUUGAAUACUGUAUUAGAUUUGAAUUGUUUUACUAAUCAGGGAGAACAAAGUGAUCCAUUGCUAGGAAUUCUAAUUGAUAUUCUCACACAUUGGAAUAUCGGUGAUAAGUGUACAGUAUGUCUCUUCAGAGUCUGAAGAUCCUAUCUGCUCUCCUUUAAUCUGUAUGUGUUUCAUUGUAGAAUCAUGAAAUUCUGUGGAAAAUAAAUAUUAUUUUAUAGCAUUUA
Messenger RNA from Lepisosteus oculatus (spotted gar), 3096 nucleotides. It is a transcript of the gene nipsnap1, whose product is annotated as nipsnap homolog 1 (C. elegans). NCBI's taxonomy places the organism in Eukaryota, Metazoa, Chordata, Actinopteri, Semionotiformes, Lepisosteidae. The record is from RefSeq and is a predicted model, not a curated record. Gene Ontology annotation, cellular component: mitochondrion.